CAUUUUUUUUCUUGUUCAACUGGCUUAGAGAAAGUCUCAUCUAAGCUCAAUCAAAUAUAUUUUGCAGCUUCAACCUUCCUUCCCAACUCUUCUUUGGAUAAAACAACAUCAUGCAGAAAGAUGGAUAUGGCAAAGUUAACAUUCUUGCACACAUCCUUGCUGCAACCUCAAUCGGAUUCAUCUCCGCCGGCGCUGCUAUUCAUUUUUACCGGAAAAAGUCUAAAUUCUCGAAAGAAAACUAUAUUAUCCCGCGUUUUGAGAGCACAGGAUCCUCUCAUGGAGGAAAACAUGAAGCUUUUUCUCAUUAUGUUGUUAGGCAAAUAGGGUUUAAAGAUGCAAGUGAGUGUCCCCAAUUAUGCAAGUUAGCUAAUGAAUAUUUGAGGAAAACCAAAGACUGCGAAGAAAAAAUGUAUGAGUAUUUUGCUAAGGAGAAAAAUGCUGAGUCACUGUAUGUCAAGUUGGUGGAGGAAUUCGAAACCUGUAUUCUCAGUUAUUUUGCAUUUAGUUGGAGCAAAGCUUCUAGUAUGAUCACCCAGGUUUUGAGGGUUGAUUAUGAGAAGAAAAGGUUCAUAGACAUCGUGAUGCAGGCUACAAGGAAAAGAAGAUUUGAGAAGGUGACCAAGGACCUGAAGGUGACUAGGAUGUUUACUACAUUGGUGGAAGAAAUGAAAGCAAUCGGGUACGCCAAACCGAAGGAUGAAUCAGAAUGUACAGCGGUGAUGACGCCGGUGGACCACAAUGAGAGGAGUCCGGUGCUCCUCCUUAUGGGCGGUGGAAUGGGAGCCGGCAAAAGCACGGUCUUAAAAGACGCUCUCAAACAAUCAUUUUGGUCAGGCUCGGCUGCGGCAGAUGCGGUUGUGGUAGAGGCAGAUGCUUUCAAGGAGACAGACGUAAUUUACAAAGCCCUUAACUCUAGGGGUCACAGCCAAGACAUGCUACAAACUUCUGAACUGGUGCACCAGUCAUCCACUGAUGCAGCAUCUUCUCUCCUGGUAACAGCACUUAACGAAGGACGCGACGUGAUCAUGGAUGGUACCCUGUCAUGGGUGCCAUACGUCGAGCAGACAAUCGCCAUGGCACGAAACGUUCAUAAAUAUCGUUACAGCAUGGGUGUUGGCUACAAGGUGUCGAGUGAUGGUACCAUUACUGAAAACUAUUGGGAAAAAGAAGAUGUAACUCAAGAAAAGGAACAAGGGCAACAAGCUAAGAUGAGGAAACCAUAUAGAAUAGAGUUGGUUGGAGUUGUUUGUGAUGCUUAUCUUGCUGUUGUUAGAGGCAUCAGGAGAGCUGUAAUUAUGGGAAGGGCAGUGAGGGUGAAGUCACAGUUGAAAUCUCACAAGCAAUUUGCAAGUGCAUUUCCAGGAUACUGCCAACUUGUUGAUAAUGCUAGGCUAUAUAGCACCAAUGCAUUGGGUGGCCCACCAAAGCUAAUAGGAUGGAAAGAUGGUGAUAACAAGCUGCUGAUUGAUCCAGAUGAAAUCAAAUGUUUGAGCAUAGCAAGCAGUUUGAACCAUGAUGCAGAGGGCAUAUAUGACCUUUACCCACAACCUGCAGGCCAAAUAUACGAGGCCGGUUCAGUUUGGAACGACAUAGUUUUGAUGCCUACAAGGGGAAGUCGUCAACUAGAGCUAAAGGCUGCCAUUCAGAAAAUUGAAAACCAGAUAAUUUAAUUGUAACGCAUAACUUAAUUGCUUUGUGGAUUUGUUCAAACUAUCUCCAAGAUCAUGAGCAAUCAUUUUGAAGAAGAGGAAUUUAAAUUUCCAAAUCAACAUAUGUAAUAAAUACCAGUAUGUUUUCCGAUGUUAAUCAAGAUUUCAAUGUUACUUAGCA
Cornus florida is the source of this 1830-nucleotide messenger RNA. RefSeq names its product calmodulin calcium-dependent NAD kinase-like. Lineage: Eukaryota; Viridiplantae; Streptophyta; Magnoliopsida; Cornales; Cornaceae. The coding region runs from base 111 to 1670 and encodes 519 amino acids. Gene Ontology annotation, molecular function: kinase activity; ATP binding. The transcript has 9 exons. The record is from RefSeq and is a predicted model, not a curated record.